CCACCUCUCCAAGCAAACCCUAACCCUAACCACCACCAUGUCGUCGCUGCCUCUGCUGGUCUUCCGGCGAGGAUGGGUGGAUCGAUGGCGGAGAGAGCGAGACAGGCCAAAAUACCUCCGCCUGACGGACCCCUAAAGUGUCCUCGAUGUGACUCCAGCAACACUAAGUUCUGUUACUACAACAACUAUAACCUCACUCAGCCUCGUCACUUCUGCAAAGGUUGCCGUCGCUACUGGACACAAGGCGGCGCCCUGAGGAACGUCCCUGUCGGUGGAGGCUGCCGGAAGAAUAACAAGAAGGGCAAAAAUGGAAAUUCAAAAUCUUCUUCUUCGUCGUCCAAACAGUCUUCCACGGUCAACGCUCCAAGUCCAAGCUCAGGACAGCUAAGGACAAAUCAUCAGUUCCCGUUUUCACCAACACUUUACAAUCUCACUCAACUCGGAGGUAUUGGUUUGAACUUAGCAGCUACUAAUGGCAACAAC
Molecule: messenger RNA, 483 nt
Organism: Camelina sativa (false flax)
Lineage: Eukaryota; Viridiplantae; Streptophyta; Magnoliopsida; Brassicales; Brassicaceae
Source: RefSeq, a predicted model, not a curated record